AACGGUAAUAUUGAAUAUCUAUUGUAUAUACGAACGCAGCUCCCUCAACUCCCUCAAAGCCCAAAACGCCCAAUUGCCCUCUGAUAACGAAGCAUGAAGAUUAUUUGGCUUUACGCGUGGUCAGAAACUCAACAAACGUUUACCAAUCAACAACGGCCACAGAACGGCGGCUAAGAGUGCAGCUCCAGUUCAAGUGAUUUGAUUUUAUUUAUGUGACAAUAAGAACUUAAUUAAAUGUCGGAAACGAAGAAAUGGCUUUUGGGCAUAUUUUCCUUAGUCGCCUCAAUCUACGCUUAUAAGCAUUUAAACAUCAUCUUAGACGCUCAGCCGCCGAAGGUCCCGCUGCAACAAUGGUGGGGUGAUGACGUAGAACCCACAGACUGGGCGGCAUACUUAAAAAACUCCUCAAAGGUGCGCGGCAAUAAAUUGAUGUUUCCGGAUGAGACUAUCGACGACCUGCGUAAACAGUUAAAUCGCACAUUACACCUCACGGAAUCACUCAGUCCUGAUUUUAGUUAUGGUUUUAACACACAGGAAUUACAGAGAAUCAUCGAAUACUGGCGUGAUGAUUAUCUACCACGUUGGCGUGGGCGUGAAGUGUUUAUGUGGCAGUUUAAUCAUUUCACAACCGAAAUUCAGGGUCUACGUAUGCACUUUUUGCACUUAAUGGUUUACGAGGAGAAUAAAAUUGGCAAACAUAAUUACCCAGUGCUGCUACUACACGGUUGGCCCAGUUCGAUACGUGAAUUUUAUCCGCUUAUACACAAGCUCCAUCAGACACAUCCAGAUGAAAAGAACCCAUAUAUUUUCAAUGUGGUAGUGCCAAGCAUACCGGGCUUCGCUUGGUCAGAGGGCACAUCGCGUGUGGGCUUGGGCCCUGUACAGGUUGCUGUCAUUAUGCGCAAUUUAAUGCUACGCUUAGGUUAUCAGAAAUUCUUCAUACAUGGCGGAGAUUUUGGCUCGCUGAUUGGCUCGCACAUGGCUACAUUAUUUCCAGAGAAUGUGCUUGGAUAUCAUUCAAGCUUCUGCACCGUCUUCACGGGCAGAUCGCUCAUGAAGGGUGUGCUCAAUGCAUUGAAGCCUAGCUUCCUCAAUCGCCAUGGUUUCGAUGCACAAUUUUUCCCUCGUUGGAAGGUGAUCGAACAUUUACUGGAAGCAACCGGUUAUUACCAUUUACAAGCGACAAAACCUGAUACGAUUGGCACCGUACUCAGUGAUAAUCCCGUUGGUUUAGCUGCCUAUAUACUGGAUAUAUGGUCUUCUUUGACCAAUAAGAAUAACAGGAAUAAGUCUAAUGGCGGACUAGAAAAACGUUUUCAGCUAGAUACACUUCUCGACAAUGUCAUGAUCUAUUAUCUGACUAAUUCUAUAACGACGUCUACACGCAUGUUCGCCGAAACCCAUUCGGAGGCGCAACGUGAACUGCAUAUGGAUAAUGUUCCGACAGAUGUGCCGACCGGUUGUGCACGCUUUAAAAAUGAUUUAGUACACUUUCACGACGAUCAACUCAAGGACAAAUAUCGGAAUCUAAUUCACAGCACUUACUAUAAGGAUGGUGGACACUUUAUAGCUUUAGAAAUGCCAAAAUUGUUGCAUUUAGAUUUUAUACAAUUUGUUACGAAAGUGGAGAAAUUUAGUAAACUUGUCUAAAGAAAAUUCUGAGAACCUGCUUUUGAUUCCCAAUAAUAGAAUGUCUCCAAAAAUUUUAAAA
Ceratitis capitata (Mediterranean fruit fly) is the source of this 1711-nucleotide messenger RNA. RefSeq names its product juvenile hormone epoxide hydrolase 1 (gene Jheh1). Gene Ontology annotation, biological process: epoxide metabolic process. The transcript has 4 exons. Lineage: Eukaryota; Metazoa; Arthropoda; Insecta; Diptera; Tephritidae. The record is from RefSeq and is a predicted model, not a curated record. The coding region runs from base 235 to 1650 and encodes 471 amino acids. Gene Ontology annotation, molecular function: epoxide hydrolase activity.